GAGCAGAAACUCACUGCUAACAACGCGCACCCCAUGUGAACACCCAGUGACUGCCGGGCCCCUCCUCCUGCCCCGGAACCUCAAGAACAUCCUAGGUGCCAAGUCCUGAAGAGCCACGGCAAUGGAAGCUCUCCCCAAGGACCUGGAGAUCGACGAGCGCUCUCCAGAAUCCAAGGACUUGCUCCCCAGCCAGACAGCCAGCUCUCUGUGCAUCAGCUCCCGGAGUGAGUCUGUGUGGACCACCACCCCCAGGAGUAACUGGGAAAUCUACCGCAAGCCCAUCAUCAUCAUGUCCGUGGGAGGGGCCAUCUUGCUCUUUGGGGUGGUCAUCACCUGCUUGGCCUACAUCCUAGAUCUGGGGGACAAGAGCAAGACCAGUCUCAAGAUGGUAGGGCCAGCUUUCCUGUCCCUGGGCCUCAUGAUGCUGGUGUGCGGGCUGGUGUGGGUGCCCAUUAUCAAAAAGAAACAGAAGCAGAGGCAGAAGUCCGUUUUCUUCCAGAACCUCAAGUCCUUUUUCCUGAACCGCUAAUGAGGGCCUCCUUCCCCGAGCUCACCAUCACCAGGCCACCGGGACCCGGAGGAGCCGUCUGAUAACCAACAUCCAACGACCCCAGCUCCUCCUCGACAGGGUUUGCCAUCAAACUGGUCUGUGCAGACCCUCUUUCUGCCACUGAGGGAGCGCGCAUGAGCUUGGGGGUGCCCCAGCGAUGCAGCCUGGGGUCUUUGCUGGGCGUGCCGCCCUCAGCCUCUCUGUUCUCACAGACGCUUCCUGCAGAUCUUGGUAGUGGUCCUCUGUUUGUUUCCAUGUGCUCAGCCCUGCUCAUGCAUCAGCAUCCUCCGUCUCUCUCUUCCGAGUGCUACGCCUGCUAGGAAAUCCCCUAGGGUGGGCUCGGCCCCGAGGAGAACACCUCAUGUUCACGUGCCGGAGGAGAACAGCUGGACUCCACGUCAUGUCCUUCUCGAACCAGAAGGGACCAGAAGAGGACCUUCAGAGAAGAGAGGCAGGAAGGCUGAGACUGGACUGGUUGAUUGAGAUGGAGGGUGAGAUGCUGCAUUUCAAGAGACCAGAUAAUUCACAAGUCAAGGAGCAAACAUUCCAAGACUGGAACGUAAAGGGGGCCUUGGGACUGGCUCUGGGAGUCAGUUUGAUUCCCAAUCACUGAUUAUUUACAUUGUGGACACCACUUUAGGCUAGAGGGUGUUCCAAUUCCUCCCUGAUCUCCUAAUCCCUUCCCAUUUGUUCCUCUGUCCCAUGGACUUGACAAGUAGCCAACAGUGCAUGUUGCCCUAACUUCCUCUUCCCCCUCCCCCAUGUCUCUGCCUCCCAAUGCCAGGGUAAUGACUUGAUGCAGCAC
Messenger RNA from Echinops telfairi (small Madagascar hedgehog), 1355 nucleotides. RefSeq names its product phosphoinositide interacting regulator of transient receptor potential channels (gene PIRT). NCBI's taxonomy places the organism in Eukaryota, Metazoa, Chordata, Mammalia, Afrosoricida, Tenrecidae. Gene Ontology annotation, biological process: phosphatidylinositol-mediated signaling; positive regulation of cation channel activity. Gene Ontology annotation, molecular function: phosphatidylinositol bisphosphate binding; transmembrane transporter binding. The record is from RefSeq and is a predicted model, not a curated record. The transcript has 2 exons. Bases 122 to 529 code for a protein of 135 amino acids.